Messenger RNA from Trametes versicolor FP-101664 SS1, 2380 nucleotides. RefSeq lists its product as uncharacterized. The transcript is spliced from 10 exons. The coding region runs from base 539 to 2182 and encodes 547 amino acids. Lineage: Eukaryota; Fungi; Basidiomycota; Agaricomycetes; Polyporales; Polyporaceae. The record is from RefSeq and is a predicted model, not a curated record.
GCUAUCUCAAUUCAGUCUCAUGUGGUCGGACCAUCCGUUGCGCCGCUACUGAUUCUAGCUCUUUGGACACCCAACAGACGAUAGGCCACUCAAACUGUCUUCGGUGACCACAAAACUCUGCUUGGUGGCAGCCCCCGGCGUCCCGAUCUCCAACCAUCUCGUGCUGGUAUCCAGCCUGUCAUAUGCACUGCGGCUGUCGCGCGCGACGCACGUCUGGAUGCCAUCUUUGAUGAUGGUUUGCACAGCUGAAGCGAUCUCCCUCAGCGCGCCCGCCCUGUGGAACCCGCACUGCAUCUCGCCAAGGCCACCGGAAUUCGUACCAAUGCACCAUCUCUUCCGCGACGACCAGGCUGAUCUGCACCGCGCGCCGGACUUCGGACGGCGCGCCCUGAACACGCGCAGCGUAUAAGUAUACACGCACGAUGGUCGGUUGUGCCUCACGGGUCCUGGUGAUUCUCCUUCGUUCUUCGCUCCCUCUCUUUUUCUAAAAACCCCUCCCUUUUCCCGACGUUUACGUCGCUGUACGAGUCUCGACGCCAUGGUGUUCACUCCGCUCCUUAUUGCUGCUCUCCUUCCCAUUGCUGCCCGCGCGGCGAACGACUGGGCCCAGCCGUGCUUCGGCGAGUGUAACUGGGACAUCACUUCCGACACUGGCUCCGGCACGGUCCGGAUUGCCGGACCCCAUGCCGCCGUGUCUGACAUCACGCCUGCCGCGGGAUGGAUGAUCAUGGACUGUGACGCCAACGCUGCCGACCAGGACAUCCGUCUUGUUUGCCAGGACCCAUCCAAGGGUUGUGACCACAUCUACACUGAUAGCGCGGCCGGUACUCUCGUUCGUCUCCCGAAGAGCUGCGGUUCUACUCCUUUCGCGCUUGUCACCCGCGACUGGGUGCACGCGGACCAGUCCAUCCCCGCCAGCAAGCGUUCGUCGAUUGUCCGCCGCGAUGGCUCCGCCCCCGUCGUAAAGGGCAUGAGCCUCGCGACCAACUUCGCGGACGUCGAUACCCCCACAAAUGGCAAUGUCACUCUUUUCCUCAUGGGCUCGUCCGUCCCUGGCGCCGCCGGCAACUUCACCGUUGAUCCCCCUACCGGCACUGCUGCAUCGAAGCGGGGUCUUGGUAGCUGGAUCGACGACUCGCUUAAGGGUCUCUCCCAAGUGCACGCGGAGCUCAUCGGCAACUUCAACAAGAACAUCACUGGCAGCAGCCCGAUCAACUUCGACAAGGACUUCCCCAUCUUUGACCAGAAGAUUGACUGCCCCCAGAACGGCGCCGUGCCCGGGUUCUCUGGGGAGGCCAAGGUUGACCUCGACGCUAAGGUUGAUGGUACCGUCAACUACGGUAUUGCCGCCUCGGGCAGCGUCAUCCCGCCCAAGAUCUCUGAGUUUGGUCUCUUUGUCGGUCUCGACACGACCAUCACCGGUACCCUCGGUCUUGGUGCCACGCUCACUGGCUCCAUCAGCUCUGGCAAGAUCUCGGUGUUCGAGGUCGGCCUCCCUGGUCUCGACUUCCCCAAAAUCUUCUCCAUUGGCCCGACCUUCAGCGUGAACGUUGAGGCGACCGCGUCUCUCGACGCCAACGUCGACAUGGACGUCGACCUGGCUUACGACGUGAAGGGAAUGGAGCUCUUCUUCCCUCCCGGCUCCAACUCCCAGGCCGGUACGUUCACGCCCGGUGACUCGAACCUCAAGCUUUCCGUCAGCCCCAACGUCACCUCGCACGGCCAAGUUGCGGCGCACCUCAUCCCCUCGCUUGCGUUCGGUAUCAGCGCGCUCGGUGGCAUUACCAAGGCGACCAUCAACCUUGACCUCGACGCCGACGCUGCCCUCGACCUGUCUCUUACCGCGGCAGCGCUGGCUUCGACUUCAACCAGCGGCAACGACGCGUCCACCGGUUUCGGCGGCUGCGUCGACAUCACGAGCGGUCUGGCGGUCAACGCAGGCGCGGACGCGGACUUCUUCAGCAUCUUCAAGAAGGGCCUCCAAGUCCCGCUCUUCACGAAGACCUUCGACCUCUUCAAGAAAUGCUUCGGUAGCAGCGCUUCCCGCAGGGCGUACACCGGCCGGUCUGAACGCGCAGCGCUCAUCGCGCGCGCCGACCCUCUGUCAUGCCCGGCUUCCAUCCUGGGCAGCGCUGCUAGCGUAGUUGAGGAGACGGUCACUGGUUCGAGCCUGACCCGCUAAACCCUGAUAUCCAUGACCUUCCUUUCGAUCGACUCUGGGGCUUUUUAGAAUCCUUUAAUUAUUGUUAUUGGCUGAGGGGAGCUCUUUUUCACUAUACCAGUUUUCAUCGCAAUUCAUGCGAUCACCCGCACAAUCCUGUCUGCUUGCCUGUUACUAAUCGCGGGAUACAUAUGUGCCUGCUAGAUCUGAGACAUUCAU